Camellia sinensis is the source of this 2243-nucleotide messenger RNA. RefSeq lists its product as uncharacterized. Gene Ontology annotation, biological process: glucan catabolic process. Gene Ontology annotation, molecular function: beta-glucosidase activity. The record is from RefSeq and is a predicted model, not a curated record. Lineage: Eukaryota; Viridiplantae; Streptophyta; Magnoliopsida; Ericales; Theaceae.
AAUUAAAAUACCACCUACGACCUUCUAUAAAAUACAAUGCUGUCCUAACCUUCUCUUCCAAAAAAAUCCCAUCCCAGGAAGUACUGGGUCUCUCUCUCUCUCUCUCUUGUAUAUGUGUGUGUAGAACUACAGAGGCAACAAGCCUUCUCACUUCUGGCAAUUCGGGAAUGGAAAUGGCGAAAACUGCAAUCCCCUUUUUGGGGAUUUUGGCUUUAUGUUGCUUGGCAGCCUUGGCAGAAGCAGAACAUUUGAAAUACAAAGAUCCAAAACAACCGAUAAAUGUACGAAUUAAGGACUUGAUGAGUAGGAUGACUUUGGAGGAGAAAAUUGGCCAAAUGUCUCAGAUUGAGAGGUCUAUUGCUUCGACCAAAGUGAUGAAGAAGUAUUUUGUUGGGAGUGUAUUGAGUGGUGGAGGGAGUGUUCCAUCAACAAAUGCCUCUCCCCAGACUUGGAUCAAAAUGGUGAAUGAUUUCCAGAAAGGUUCGAUGUCGACCCGUCUUGGGAUCCCAAUGAUUUAUGGUAUUGAUGCUGUCCAUGGCCACAACAAUGUCUACAAAUCAACAAUCUUUCCACACAAUGUUGGGCUUGGAGUUACAAGGGAUCCUGGACUAAUCAAGAAAAUCGGAGCUGCAACUGCUCUUGAAGUUAGAGCUACAGGCAUUCAGUAUGCUUUUGCACCGUGUAUUGCGGUUUGUAGAGAUCCCAGAUGGGGUCGGUGCUAUGAAAGCUACAGCGAAGAUCACAAAAUUGUUCAAACAAUGACUGAGAUCAUUUCGGGUUUACAAGGAGAAAUCCCUGCUAACUCUAGAAAGGGUGUGCCCUUUUUUGGUGGCAAAACAAAGAUCGCGGCAUGUGCUAAGCAUUAUUUGGGUGAUGGUGGAACAACUGAAGGCAUCAACGAAAACAACACUGUAAUAAGCAGGCAUGGAUUGCUAAGCAUCCACAUGCCGGCCUACUACAAUGCGGUUAUCAAGGGUGUAUCAACCGUGAUGAUCUCUUACUCAAGCUGGAAUGGGAUAAAAAUGCACGCUAACCGUGAACUCAUCACCGAUUACCUUAAAAACACUAUGCGUUUCAGGGGUUUUGUGAUCUCGGAUUGGCAGGGUAUCGACCGAAUCACUAGUCCACCUCGUGCUAACUAUACGUAUUCCAUCCUAACAGGAAUCAAUGCCGGCAUUGAUAUGAUCAUGCUUCCUUAUAACCUAACUGAAUUCAUUGAUGAUCUGACUUUCUUGGUAAAGAACAACUUCAUUCCCAUGAGCCGAAUCGAUGAUGCAGUUAGGAGGAUCUUGCGAGUGAAGUUCACAAUGGGCCUAUUUGAAAGCCCAUAUGCUGAUGAAAGCUUUGUUGACCAGCUAGGUAGUCAGGAACAUAGACAAUUGGCAAGGGAAGCAGUGAGAAAAACUCUUGUGCUGUUGAAGAAUGGUGAAUCAGCUGACAAGCCAUUGUUGCCCCUUUCUAAGAAGGCAUCGAAAAUACUUGUUGCAGGAAGCCACGCUGACAAUCUUGGUUACCAGUGCGGUGGGUGGACAAUUACAUGGCAGGGACUUAGCGGAAACAACCACACAAGCGGUACCACAAUCUUAUCUUCCAUAAAAAAAACCGUCGAUCCAAAAACUAAAGUUGUUUUUGAAGAGAAUCCCAGCAUUGACUUUGUCAAGUCCGGUGAAUUCUCCUACGCCAUUGUUGUAGUAGGUGAGCCAUCAUACGCAGAGACAUUCGGGGACAGCUUAAACUUGACAAUCAUGGACCCUGGUCCAAGCACGAUCACAAACGUGUGCGGAGCAGUGAAAUGUGUUGUUGUCCUCAUUAGUGGCCGUCCAGUGAUGAUUCAACCAUACGUUGCUGCCAUGGAUGCCCUCGUGGCAGCUUGGCUGCCGGGAACUGAGGGACAAGGUGUUACUGAUGUUUUGUUUGGUGACUAUGGUUUCACUGGCAAGCUUGCACGUACAUGGUUCAAGACUGUUGAUCAAUUGCCAAUGAAUGUUGGAGAUUCACAUUAUGAUCCUCUGUUCCCAUUUGGAUUUGGACUCACCACUGAACCUGCCAAGGCCACCUAGAAGAGUUGUUGAUCCUUUGAUUGAAUUUUUCAGGUAGUGUUUGGUUGUGGAUUUUACUGUUUUUAUAUUUUUCUGAAAUGUAAUAAUCCCCUUUCCAGAGGAGGAUUUUGGUGAUUGUGGUUGUCUUGCUAUUACAGGAAAAAAUGGAAUAAAAUAAUUUGGAGUAAUAAUUAUUUUUGGAAA